Molecule: messenger RNA, 2623 nt
Organism: Clupea harengus (Atlantic herring)
Lineage: Eukaryota; Metazoa; Chordata; Actinopteri; Clupeiformes; Clupeidae
Gene: ephx2
Product: epoxide hydrolase 2, cytoplasmic
Molecular function (GO): catalytic activity
Source: RefSeq, a predicted model, not a curated record
UGUGAUAAGCUACGCCUGUGAGUCUGAAAUCGGAACGGCCAGCCCACUGCAUACUUAUUGUGGUCGGCAGGCUAAGUUGUUUCACUUCUCCCCCACGACUGCAAACCGAUGGCGCUAAAGACAGCUGUGCUGUUCAAUUUAUGGGGUGGUGUCCUGACCACUCGCCCGUCCCAGUCUUUUCUGAAAUACGAGAAAUCUCUCGGUCUUCCCAGUGAUGUCAUAUCAAAGACCUUGGCUGCAGGAGGGACUGAGAAUGCCUUAGUUCGAGCUGAGAGGGGAAAGAUUACUUUACAACAGAUGCAUACUGAGCUGGAGGAGGAUAUUAAGAAGGAGGCCAGCGUUCCGGGGCUGACCUCGCCAGCUGAGUUCGCCCUAGCGGAGCUCUUUCGAGAGGUUAGAGGGGCAGACUUUCACAAGCCCAUAUUGGAGGCUGCUGCAGCCCUUCGCCGUCACGGUGUUACCACAGGUGUGCUGGCUAACCUGUGGGUCGACGAUACCCCUCAGCGUGAGCGCACAGCUCAGAUCCUGUCUGUUCUGGAGGGCCACUUUGACCUGGUGCUGCGGUCCUGCUUCACAGGGGCCCGUGUACCUGAGCCCGCCAUGUUCAACAUGGCCCUGGAGAAGCUUGGCCUCACCCCUCAGCAGGCGGUGUGGCUGGAUGCAGAGGAGGAGGGCGUGAAGGCUGCAGAGAGCCUGGGGAUGGCUGGCGUCCUUGUGCAAGACAUGAGCACCGCUCUCAACCAGCUGCAGAUGCACACCGGAGUGGAGGUUCAGAGCUCAAAAGAUGGACUCCCCAGUUCUUGUAGACCUGAGGACGCCACUCAUGGAUUUGUCACCAUCAAGCCUGGGGUUCAGAUCCACUUUGUUGAGAUGGGGGAUGGCCCCCCUAUCCUGCUCUGCCAUGGCUUCCCUGAGAGCUGGUUCUCGUGGAGAUACCAGAUCCCUGCCUUGGCAGAUGCUGGAUUUCGAGUACUGGUUCCAGAUCUGAAAGGAUUUGGGGACUCUACUGCACCAGAAGACAUUGAAGAGUAUUCCCAAGAAAAUCUCUGCCAGGAUGUGCUGACAUUCAUGGAUAAAUUGGGAAUUCCCCAAGUGACACUGAUUGGCCAUGACUGGGGUGGUGCCCUCGUCUGGAGCCUGGCACAGUGCCACCCUGAAAGAGUGAGGGCGGUAGCCUCCCUCAACACCCCUCUCUUCCCAGUGGACCCCAACAGUGACCCCAUGGAGAGGCUCAAAGCUGCGCCCAUUUUCGACUACCAAAUCUACUUCCAGAAGCCCGGUGUGGCAGAGGCUGAAUUCGAAAAGGACCUGGAGCGAACGUUCAAAAUAUUCUUUUCUGCUAGUUAUGAAAAGGAUAAACACCCUCCCCUUAGUACGGCCAAGGUCUGUGAAAGAGGUGGGCUGUUUGUGGGACUCCCAGAGGAGAUUCCGAGGAGCUCCAUGCUCACUGAAGCUGCGCUGAAGUACUACGUCCAGCAGUUCCGCAAGAGUGGCUUCAGGGGACCUCUAAACUGGUACCGGAAUGUGGAGCGCAACUGGCGCUGGAUGUGCUCACGGCCCAGAGCUAAGAUCCUGUUGCCGGCGCUGAUGGUGACUGCUGGAAAAGACCCUGUGCUUCUUCCUGUCUUCUCCCAUGGGAUGGAGAACAUGAUUCCCAACCUGACCCGUGGUCACAUUGAGGAGUGUGGACACUGGACCCAGAUGGAGAGGCCAGCUGAGCUGAACAAAAUACUCCUCGGCUGGCUGAAGGAAACACACCAGAAGGCCUCCAUUCUUGUCGCCCCCAAGUUAUAAUUUCCUAUGAGAUACCCAUGGAAUUAUGCGGAAAAAUGGGUUAUGUUUUGUUUGCUUUGCAUUAACCAGCUAUGUGUUAACCCGCUUUUCUCUGUAGCCGGUAGACCCCCAAUACUCAUCCAACGUAAUCACUGCACUUCCCUUGUGUGGGUGGAGUAUCAUUUUAUUUGGAAUGUUUUGUUGUGUGUGACUGGGAAUAUGUAGAUCUGCUGAUUACGUAGAAAUAAUUGAUAUUCCAAAGAAUGAUAUCCUGUCCCCAAGGUUAAACCAUAUCAUGAGCCACGGAGUGUUUGGGUGGUUUUCUCCUGUGCCUUUAUUCUACUUUUGAUUAGUGGUAUGUGGUCAUGCAUUUGUAUAUUACAUAUAUCAUGUAUCUCAUAUCUUAUAUCCAAGUGCUGGCAUCCAUGUGACUGAACAUUUUAAGCCACCUCACACGAUCUUAAUAUGCCUGGAUUCUGUGAUUCAACAUUACUGCAAUGCAUAGUCAUUCUCUAUGUCUUUGCACCUCGGUAAGCUGUAAACAUGUUCCCUCUUCACCAUUGUGUAUAGGGCCUUUGUUUGAAAUGUAAUUGUAGGCACUGGGCAUAUAUUUAAAAAGAAAAUGUACCUGAACAUGUCUUGUCUUGAAUACUCCUGUUGGCUCAAUACACCAACUGUUCCGAAAGACCUGGGUUGGGCCUACCUGUGGGUUAUUAAUGGCUACUUUGAGAGAACAUGUAUGAUAUGUGCUAUGCAAUGUUAAGACAAAUGGCACUAUCUUUGCUUACAGCAUUCAAUCACCUGGAUCUCCUUCCGUAAUAAAGCGUUUGUCGCUAUAUUAACAAAGAAA